Molecule: messenger RNA, 1828 nt
Organism: Podarcis raffonei (Aeolian wall lizard)
Lineage: Eukaryota; Metazoa; Chordata; Lepidosauria; Squamata; Lacertidae
Product: testis-specific serine/threonine-protein kinase 5-like
Exons: 8
Coding region: 309-1790 (493 amino acids)
Biological process (GO): intracellular signal transduction; microtubule cytoskeleton organization; protein phosphorylation
Cellular component (GO): cytoplasm
Molecular function (GO): tau-protein kinase activity; protein serine/threonine kinase activity; ATP binding
Source: RefSeq, a predicted model, not a curated record
AAUGCUUGUUCCGCCCCCGUCACUGUGGAAACUUCUGCAUCUGAAUAGCAACAAGGACUCUCUGGUCUUGCCCUUCCCUGUGCUCGGCCAGUGGCAGCCAAACCACUCAAAAGAUGCGAAGGGGGCCGUGCUAAGAGCGAGAGAGAGGCCGCCAUUGGGGUGCUUUCCCUGCCUUGUAGAGCUGAUGCGUUUGUCUGGACUCUGGUUCCCCUGGAGUUUCCUGCCCGCCCGGGUGCAGCCCCUGCCCCUUGGCCUGUCGCAAGAGAGGGUCCUCCUUGCCGCCCUCCCGAGAGAGAGAGCUGCGGGCCAUGAAGAGCUUCUCUAAGCGUGAGGCGGACAGGAGGACGUUCCUGGAACAGGUUCGGGAAAGCAAGGAAAAUGGCUACCUCCUCUCUUCCAAGAAGAUAGGCUCGGGAGCCUUCUCCAAAGUCUACCUGGGUUAUGCCACCCAAGAGAAAAUGAUGCAGAACUACAAGCUGGCCUCAGACCUCAGGAGCAAGCGGCACUCCAUGGUUGCUAUAAAGAUCAUCUCAACGGCAGAAGCACCUGUAGAAUAUACCAAAAAGUUCCUCCCAAGAGAAAUCUACUCCCUCAAUGUUACCUACAAGCAUCUUAAUGUGAUCCAGCUCUACGAGAUGUACCGGAACAGUAAGCGCACGUACCUGGUCCUGGAACUGGCCUCCCGGGGAGACCUCCUGGAGCACAUCAACGCCACAUCAGACAGGAGGGAGCUUCCUGGGCUGGAGGAAGAGGAGGCACGAAGGCUUUUCCGGCAGAUUGUCAGUGCCGUGGCACACUGCCACAAUGUCGGCAUCGUCCACAGAGACUUGAAAUGUGAGAACAUUUUACUGGAUGAACGUGGCUUCAUCAAGCUGACUGAUUUUGGGUUUGCCAAUCGCUAUUCCCUGAAGAAUUCCCUAAUGAACACCUUUUGUGGCUCCGUGGCCUACACUGCCCCUGAAAUCCUCAUGAGCAAGAAGUACAAUGGGGAGCUGGCUGACCUAUGGAGCCUUGGGGUGAUCCUCUACGCCAUGGUGACAGGGAAGCUCCCCUUCAAGGAGCGCCAGCCACACAAGAUGAUCCACGUGAUCAAGCAGGGACUGGCUUUCCGACAGCCCAUCUCACCAGAAUGUCAGAACCUGAUUGAGGGCUUGCUCCAGCUGAAGCCAGCUGCCCGCCUGGGCCUGCAGCAAGUGGCCACGCACCGAUGGAUGCUGCCUGCCACGUCGGCCAUCUUCCACCGAGUGAUGAGCUCCAUGGGGGUUCACCCGGAGUGCAGCCUAAGCCCAGAGAAGUCCCAAGCGGCACAAGUGGAGACCCUGGGCGCCACGUCGCAGCUGCCGGACCUGGAGAGCUCGGCCAAGGCGUCGGAGGGCGCCAAGGAGGGCCAGGUGCGACCCACGCCGCGCGCAGCUUCGGCCACGGGCGCCUUCCCGGCGCGGGCGGCCAAGGUGGCGGCCGAGAAGAAGAGCAGCCCCGACGGGGCGGCCGGCGCGGCCAACUGCAUCCUCCAGCUGCCCUCGCCGCGCAAGACGGAGCGCCCGCCGCGCCUCUCGCUCUACCGGCCCAGCCUGCUCAGCAGCCUGCAGCCCUUCCACCACCUGCCCAACUUCCGAAAGCCCGGCUCGGGCUUCUCCACCAGCGCCUACGUGAGCAGCAAGCGGCUGGCCGACAAGGUGCCCGCCCGGGCGGCGGCGCUGGGGGCGGGAGGCGGCAGCGGCAGCACAGGCGGCUCGGCCAGCCUCUCCAAGCAAGUGCACUCCCUGUACACCAUGACGCCCUGCCCGUGAGCCGCCGCCGCGCAAGUCCCCGCGCAAGCUGCAGCCGC